AUGUCGACCGGUACGGAUCCUAAGCAGCGCUUCCACAGGUCUUUCCUCGACCAUGUCGCUGUUCUUCAGGACCAAAUUGAGGAGCUGAAAUCCAUCUCUACUGUGGCAGGAGAACGUCAGGAAGCCAUCGAUCACAUUCUUGCGGGGAUUUCAAAGAUUCAGAAUGAAGUGGCUGAUGUCGCUGACACCACUCCAGCGUAUGAUCGCAAGCAAUAUUCCGAGACGAUAAAAGGGCUUCAAGAGAAGCUUAGCGAUACUACAGCCGCGCUGGCGCCCAAGUCUCGGUUCCAAUUCAAGCGCACAGCAAAGCAUGUCGACAUGGGGGCUCCGGAGAACGACCCCCGCCUGCUUUCGGGCAGUUUCUCACGAAACCAGCACCAGCCUACUGCUGCGCCUGGCACGCCGAAGCUCGGUGAUGAGGCCGAUGAUGAGUUGAAGGAGUUGCCCUCUGAGAGAGACUACAACGCGGAGCUGUCGAGACCUAGUGCGUCCGCGAUCCGCAAGCCUAGUUUCUCCGCAGCAAGGACCAUUGGAAUCUCGCACCAGACGGGGUUGCACAUUAUCCUGCCCUCAUCGGCGGCCAUGGCCACGGCGUCGGGCAGCUUGAUUAAUCUGACGGGCUGCAUCGUGGACAUGUCGAUACCCACAUCGGAGGGCCACGCUUUCCCGGGGCUGGCGAUGCGCGACAUCAAGAAGAGCUUGAUUGUGGCCGGCAGGGUGGCGGGCCCGGUUCACAUCACGGGUAUCAGCGACAGCAUCCUGGUGCUGGUGGCGCAUCAGGUGCGGAUUCACGACUGCAAGAAUGUCGACAUUUACCUGCACUGCACGAGCCAUCCUAUCAUUGAAGACUGCUCCGGGAUGCGAUUUGCUCCCCUCCCGGCAUGCUAUAUGACGGAAUCGGACAAAGCCGCAGAGAACCAGUGGGACCAGGUCGACGACUUCAAGUGGCUCAAGGCCGGCCACAGUCCUAACUGGACAACAAUGAGCGAGGCGCAGAUUUUGAGCGACGAAAUCUGGACAAAGGUCGUGCCGGGACGGCCUGGUGCAAGUGUCGUUGAGACCUUGGCCAAGGUUGGCAUUUCACCGCGAUGA
Messenger RNA from Beauveria bassiana ARSEF 2860, 1092 nucleotides. RefSeq names its product tubulin binding cofactor C. Gene Ontology annotation, molecular function: tubulin binding. The record is from RefSeq and is a predicted model, not a curated record. The coding region runs from base 1 to 1092 and encodes 363 amino acids. The transcript has 4 exons. Gene Ontology annotation, biological process: post-chaperonin tubulin folding pathway; tubulin complex assembly. Lineage: Eukaryota; Fungi; Ascomycota; Sordariomycetes; Hypocreales; Cordycipitaceae. Gene Ontology annotation, cellular component: cytoplasm.